AUGGCUGUCGAAGAAACUAUCACCGAAUCGCCAUUGUUACGCACACACCGUGAACGGCUGGUAGACAAGUUGGUGCAAGCGUUGGCAAGUGACGCCAGAUGGAUUGAACUAUAUGACGUUACAGGCGAGCUAACCGUCCCGGAUGUUCACUCCAUGGAUGGCGAGAUCUCCUCGGCGUUGUCCAGAAUACAAAAGAUUUUAGCCAGGCAACGUUCGAACGACUUUUGUUUUGGAGAGUGGCGUGAAAUCAUCAUUCCAGUUGACGUACCGCAGAUGCAUAUUCUUUGUGCUGCGCGCCUACGUGUUCUCAUUAAUCCUUCUCCGACCGAUUUUUCUUCCGGUAGCAUGCCUCCCCUGUUCGCUGGCCAGCCAAUAUCUGCUGUGAUAUCCGUGCAUACAUCUUUUCAUUGGGCGCCACCGGAAGACGCAGGCACGGACGGCUAUGUGCUGCGGUAUGAUAUCGAGGAUAUGACUGGCGACUGGCUCGUGAGUGGCCGAAAGAAAGGUGACUUCCUCGCAAAGGAUGGAUCCACCUUCUCUGCUCGUGUCACUCUGAUUGCCCUGCAUCAUGGAGAACUAUCAUUACCCAAAAUUGGCGUUGCCGCUCUACCGCUCUCUGGCGAGGCUCGAAUGGGGUUAUCAAUGCCUAGCAGCGAGACGUUCCAAAUGCAUGGUGCGGAGAAGGUUCUCGUGCUUCCGCGUGGCGGUCGAAGUACAUUUGUUAUCGAUAUGGGCCGCGAUAAUACGAGCUCUUCUGAGUUGUAA
This is a messenger RNA of Fibroporia radiculosa, 765 nucleotides long. RefSeq lists its product as uncharacterized. Lineage: Eukaryota; Fungi; Basidiomycota; Agaricomycetes; Polyporales; Fibroporiaceae. Bases 1 to 765 code for a protein of 254 amino acids. The transcript is spliced from 4 exons. The record is from RefSeq and is a predicted model, not a curated record. Gene Ontology annotation, biological process: early endosome to Golgi transport; intra-Golgi vesicle-mediated transport. Gene Ontology annotation, cellular component: TRAPPII protein complex.